CGCGUAUCAACCUACCUGCCUACUCGGUAAAACACCGUUUCAAGUUUCGAGUUAAGCGAGACGCUCGACAUACUCCUUACGUCAAUUAGGGGUUGAAACACAGAACUUCGAGACAUGCAGGGUCAGAAUGGUCUCUGGAUUGCAGGCUUCUUCAUUGCGUCGCUUUUGCAGACGAUAGUGAUCGUAAGUGGUGAUGAUAACACGGCGAAAAAACAGACUACUUCGUCUCACGCAGGACGAGGAAAAACAUCUUCGGAUUUAGAGGAAUCGGAAACUUCGUACUUCAGCACGAUCGCAGCCCAUAAACAUCUCUUCAACACCUAUCACCCAACUGUCACGUAUUUUCCAUCCUCGGUGAAUUUUCCGAGUUCUCUCUUUCCAUUUGGCCAAAACACGAGCGAUGGCAUUCAUCAGCAAAUUAAAUGCGGAGACUCAUUUCCUCGAUUUUGUCAGCAUUCGCGAUAUCGUAGUUACGACGGUUCUUGCAAUAAUCUUCAGAAUCCCACGUGGGGUUUGGCCAACACGAGAUACGGAAGACUCGUACAUCCACGUUACAGCGAUGGAAUCCGAGCACCGUCGAGAUCGAUAACCGGUGCGGAAUUGCCGUUGGCACGAGCCGUCAGCUACACGAUGUUUCCGAACGUCGAUAUCGAUGACAGAAUGUGGACUUUGGUAACGAUGCAAUACGGACAGUUUAUCACGCACGAUAUGGGUUUAAUCGAUGGAACGACUCAAUCGAAAUCGCACGCCACGCGAUGUUGCACCUUCAACGGUCGGCUGGUGCCGAAUCACGAGGCAAUGCCCCGAUGCUUACCAAUUCUCAUACCUUACAACGACCCGGUGUACAGAAGUUCCAUAGAGUGCAUGAACUUUGUCCGUAGUACGACCGACCUUGAUCGUGGAUGUUCGUCUCCGAACAAGCCAGCGGAACAGUUGAACACUGUCACGCAUUACUUGGACCUUUCGCUCGUUUACGGUUCGAGUGACGAGAUUGCGGCUAAUCUGCGCACUGGUUCCGGUGGACGUUUGAAUACAGAGUUGAAAAAUAACAGGGAAUUUCCACCAUCGGCCCCGAACAAAACCGCCGUGUGUGAUAUGGUUUACGAAUUCGAGCCGUGCUACGCUACCGGCGAUUCGCGGGGCAAUCAAAACCCGCAACUGACGGUUCUGCACAUCAUAUUGCUCAGGGAACACAAUCGCGUCGCCGAUUACUUGGCGCAAUUAAAUCCUCACUGGACCGACGAGACGAUAUUUCAGGAAACGCGCCGAAUUGUAAUCGCCGAACAUCAGAACAUCGCGUAUUACGAAUGGCUGCCUAUUUUGUUAGGUACCAGACAAGUCUACGAGAACAAGAUCUUGUACGAUACCAAGAGUUACGUGAACGAUUACGACGAAACGGUUACCGCCAACACUCUUAACGAGCAUGCAAACGCAGCUUUUAGAUAUUUUCAUUCGAAUAUCGCUGGCCAACUCAAUUUAGUGUCGGAACAUCGACUCUACUCUCCUUUUUCUACAUUGAGAUUGAGCGAUCACUUCAACAGACCUGCCGUUAUAGAAAGAAACAACAAUCUGGAUGAUUUGACGAGAGGUUUAACUUCUCAACAGCAAAAAAUGACCGAUCCGUUCUUCGACGAAGAGAUUACACACUUUUUCUUCAAGAGAGGAAGAAUCCUCGGAUCAGAUCUCAGGGCGAUAGACGUACAGAGAGACCGAGAUCACGGUCUCGCCAGCUAUAACGAUUACCGCGAAUACUGCGGAUUGCCGAGAGCAAAGACUUUCAACGACUUAGCUGACUACAUAAGUUUUUCGGACAUACAAAAACUCUCCACUUUGUACGCCAGCCCGGAGGAUAUCGACUUGACUGUCGGCGGAUCCCUGGAGAGACACGUGCCCGGAACGCUAAGUGGACCGACGUUCCUCUGCAUCAUGUUGAAACAGUUUCAGAAAACGCGAAUCGGCGAUCGUUACUGGUUCGAAACCGGCGAUCCGAAAAUAGCAUUCACGCUCGAACAACUGAAUGAAUUACGAAAGUCGAGUAUAUCGCGACUGCUUUGCGAUAACGGAGACAACAUUCAGCACAUGCAAAGAUUGGGAUUCGAGCGAAUCUCUGAAACGAAUCCUCUCCGCAGAUGCAAUGAGCUCCCGCAAGUGGAUCUCUCUCUCUGGAAAGAUUUUGGUCCAGAGGCUCAUGAUCUGAGGUUUCAACACAUUAUCACACCGUUGUAUAAAAAGAAAUAGGUGAAUUUAUGCGAGCACUUCCGACGCGAGCUAAAAAGAUCGACACGUAUAUUUUGCGAAUAAAAACGGAAAAUCUUGGAAAAGAUAAAAAAUUUAAAGGUUUUACUUGAUAAAUUCUGUCGUUUACAAACCAAUUGAAAAAGCGCGUAACUUAUUCUCUCAAAAAAAUAAAUUUAAAUUAUUAUAUGAAUACAUAAAUAUUUUAUAUUAAAACUACAACUAGUAAUGCGCAUACCGAACUGUAGUUUUUGAUCGACAUAUUGCUAAUAGAUCAUUUUUAUACUGU
Messenger RNA from Pseudomyrmex gracilis, 2524 nucleotides. RefSeq names its product peroxidase-like. Bases 115 to 2238 code for a protein of 707 amino acids. Gene Ontology annotation, biological process: response to oxidative stress. NCBI's taxonomy places the organism in Eukaryota, Metazoa, Arthropoda, Insecta, Hymenoptera, Formicidae. The record is from RefSeq and is a predicted model, not a curated record. The transcript is spliced from 14 exons. Gene Ontology annotation, molecular function: heme binding; peroxidase activity.